AUGGGAAAAAUCAUCAUUUAUGAGCAUGCCAACUUCCAGGGUCGCUCCAGAGAAUUCACCGGUAACAUCGGCAAUCUAAAAGAUGUAGGUUGGAACGAUGUUGUCUCCUCAGUGAAAGUCAUUGGCCAGCCUUGGGUGGCUUAUGAGCACCUCAACUACACGGGCCGGUUACUGGUAUUUGAGGAGGGAGAGCAUAGCUUUGUGGGUGAAGAGAUGAAUGAUAAGAUCACUUCUCUGCUGCUGAUCACUGAAAAUCUGCAGAAUCCCCAGAUCACUCUAUAUGAACAUGCCCAAUAUCAUGGGAAGAGCAGGGUGAUAAGAAAAGCAACUGAUCUGGGUAGAGGAUACGACAAUGACACCAUAUCUUCUCACAAAGUCCAGAAAGGUGCCUGGCUGUUGUGCGAAAACAGCGAUGGAAGUGGGUUUCGUUACAUUGCGCGAGAACACGAAGAGCUUUCAGAUUACAAUAUAAUCAAAUUCAAUGACAAGCUUUCAUUUCUGCGCCCCCUCCUCCCUGGCAGGAGAUGUUGCCCUUAG
Molecule: messenger RNA, 537 nt
Organism: Antrostomus carolinensis (chuck-will's-widow)
Lineage: Eukaryota; Metazoa; Chordata; Aves; Caprimulgiformes; Caprimulgidae
Product: epidermal differentiation-specific protein-like
Exons: 1
Coding region: 1-537 (178 amino acids)
Biological process (GO): visual perception; lens development in camera-type eye
Molecular function (GO): structural constituent of eye lens
Source: RefSeq, a predicted model, not a curated record